GAGUUGAAGUGUUUAAAUCUGCUGAGACGCACUGGACAUUGGCGAUUUAGCAUAAUAGAGCCAUGAAUGCGCCAAGAGGAAACCAGUUUCCACGGCCUUUCACACCACAAAGUGAGAGAUUUAACACGCCAAUUUCUUCCCAGUGACACUCUUAAGUCUGCCCUGCGAUCAGUGAGAGCUGGACAGUCACUCAUGCGACACAGUGCCUCAGAAAUGGCGAAAAUCCUCCUGAUUUUUCUCAUCGUCUCUCUAGCGUCUGGCCAGACGCCCAGCGAGAAACCGCCCACGCUUCCAGUCACUUACGGUAGUCCCUUCGACGAGAUCAUCGUGGAGUCCUCCCUGAACAUCCGCAGGAAGCCCACUCCGGUGCGCCAAACGCGAUCACUGGCGGAGAUGCUGAGCGGCGAGACGUCAAAGAAACUGCGCCGAGAUGAUGGAAACAACUUUCCCAGCUUUGAAAAUUUUGGUUCCAACUUUGGGAAUUUCGGAUCAUCGAGUGCUCUCGCAAAUGCACAUGCUCAAAAUCAGUUUUUCGAUAAAGACGGUUUCGGCGGAUCAGCUGCAAAUGCCGGAGCCCAGGCUUUUGAAUCGCACGGUCCUCUGGGCAGUUUCGGAGCGUCGGCAUCCAAUGCUCAAUCGCAAGGUUUCAACGUAGGUCCCAAUGGAUUAACUGGCUCGGCUGGAUUGUCCGGAGGACAGACAUACAAUCUUCCCAAUGGUCAGACCUUCAGCUUUACAUAUGGCAAUACAGUCUCCUUCGGUCCAGAUGGAAAACCCACAGUUUCCCGCUCAAAUUCUGUUGCCUUCUCAUAGAGAGAUUAAAGUCCCGGUCAGUUCAUUGGCCAUUUUCGCGUUUUAUUGCCCACAGGAGGAACUCUAAAGAUUAUGUCACCGAGACGUGUUC
This is a messenger RNA of Phlebotomus argentipes, 904 nucleotides long. RefSeq lists its product as uncharacterized. Bases 67 to 813 code for a protein of 248 amino acids. Lineage: Eukaryota; Metazoa; Arthropoda; Insecta; Diptera; Psychodidae. The record is from RefSeq and is a predicted model, not a curated record. The transcript is spliced from 3 exons.